Molecule: messenger RNA, 4140 nt
Organism: Danaus plexippus (monarch butterfly)
Lineage: Eukaryota; Metazoa; Arthropoda; Insecta; Lepidoptera; Nymphalidae
Gene: fax
Product: failed axon connections
Exons: 6
Coding region: 176-1294 (372 amino acids)
Cellular component (GO): cytoplasm
Source: RefSeq, a predicted model, not a curated record
AGUUAUUCAGUCGGGUCCCAGCCAGUUGACUAUCUGUGGGUCGGCCUUACGGUAGUCAGUUAUAUCGGUAACGCCGUGCAUGCACCGUGCGUUUGCGGUUGUGAAUUAAAAAUACUGAAAUAAUUUGCGGGUCGCGCGUGCGAUAAAAACACCUGUGUGUAUUAUUUCUUCCACUAUGGCUACUGAAGUUAUUAAUAAUGUACCCGAAAAUACUGAAAAGGAGAAGGAAGUAAAAGACGACGCCGCGCCAGAUAAUGGGCAAACAAAAGAAGCUCCACCCGAAGGGGAAAAAGCUGAAGGGAAAGUAGAAGAAAAAAAGGCUGAAGUGGUACAGCCAAAACCCAAUGUUCACAAAAUUAAUUUCGAAAAAGAUAUCGUUUAUUUGUACCAGUUUCCGCGAACGCCUUUGUUGCCGUCAACUUCGCCCUACUGCUUGAAACUUGAAACAUGGCUCCGUCUAGCCGGCAUUAAAUACGAAAACGUCGAUCACAAGGCAAAAUUCCGCUCCAAAAAGGGCCAGCUUCCAUUCGUUGAAUUGAAUGGAGAAGAAAUUGCUGAUAGCACCUUCAUCAUCAAAGAGCUCUCGGAGAAAUUUACUAAAGAUUUAGAUGCCGGUCUGACCCCCGAUCAGCGGGUGGUUGCCCACGCCAUGGCGUCUAUGAUUGAAAACCAUCUUUCUUGGGUGAUUUUCUGGUGGCGUGCUAAAUACCCUGACAGUAUGAUCAAGGGUUACCAAGUUAAUUUGCAGAACGCUCUAAACACGCGCCUGCCGAAUCCUAUUCUGAACUUCUGUUACAAGUUCUCCCUUGGACGUAAGGGGAUGAAGAAGGCGAAGGCCCAUGGGAUCGGCGUUCACAGCCAAGACGAGAUCAUCGAACUCGGCAAGAACGAUCUUCGCGUACUCUCCGAUCUGCUCUCCGAUAAGCCAUACUUCUUCGGAGACGAGCCCACCAUUCUGGAUGUAGUUGCUUUCGCCAACUUGGCCCAAUUGCACUUCAUCGACAAGGAUGUGCAGCAUGCCUUGCGGGACGCUCUGGCUGAGUCCUUCCCCAACCUCGUUGGACUGGUCACACGUAUCAAGGAGCGAGCCUACCCCGAUUGGGACGAACUCUGGUCGUCCACCGAAAAGAGCGCCAAGGAAGCAGAGAAGCCCGCUGAUGACGCCGAGAAGGGCAAGGGCGACGAGCAAGAGAAGGAACUAGAGAAAGAGCCGGAGGAGAAAGAGAAGGAAAAAGAGGAAAAGGAGAAAGAGAAGGAAAAGGAGAAAGAGAAGGAGAAGGAGAAAGAAAAGUAAAUGCUAUAAAAUAUAUAAAGUACGGCAUUCAAGCCUACCAUACUUACUUACAAGUUGAUUAUACAUUUAGGAGUCAGACUCGUAACAAUCUGUAUAUUAUAAGCGUAUAAAUCCAUUUGUCUUUCCCGUAUUAUCAGUUCGUGACGGGAGUCCGUCUUUAUUAUGAAUUGCGCUUAAUUUGUUUGAAUUGGUUAUGGUUCAGUUCUCGCUCGAUGUGUUGGGGUGAUCGAGCAUCGGCCUUUUUGAUAUCAUUUGAAAGUUUUAUUUCAUGUAUUUAAUGUUUUGAAGCUUUUUAUAUAAUUGGUUUAUUACAUUGGAUUGCUUUGCCCAAUUUCAUUUUUCAUGUAUUAAUUGUAUCAGAUAAGUAAUUGGUUGUUAAGGUACUUACAGGAGUAGGUAAACAUGUAAUCAAAUUAAUUAUAUAGCAUAGAAAUUUAAAUUAAGCGUACAUUAAUAUUGGCAUUCAAGAAUCAUUGUAUUGUUAAGUAUGGAAGCUGGCUUAGUAUAGGCAUUUUAAUGUCUUUAUCCUAAAACUACACCUAGUCUCUAGUGGGGAGCGUUUCAUGACUUUUAUUAUUCAUAUUAUUCCACAAUAUAUUUCAGUAACUAUAAUAUACUCAAUUAAUUUAACGUUUACUUAUGAUCUUCACAGAUAAGGCACACGAAAGUUGUGAAUUAAUUAAGUGUUAUAACUAAUUGGUAUCAAAAUUCGUCUGCUUAGACAAUGAACGCGACGCGCCGGGAUCAACACGCGGGUAACAACCCAGGCGCGAUCGCUUUUGAUUCGUGUACAAUAUUUGUUUUUACAAAAUUUAAAAAAAUAUAUACAAUUUACACCCUUUUUGAUAUGACAAAAAAAUGCCUGUAAGACUGUUUUUUCAUGAUAUUGUGUAAUCCUAGUACGUAAUGUCUAGUUUUUAUAUUAGAUAAGGAAUCAAUUGUACAUUCGGGUUUAAUGAUCGUCCAAUUAAUUAAUGAUAACCAGUCAGCGAUGUUGCAGAGCUGAAAAAGCCGCCAUCGCACUUCUAGCGAGCUACCAUCUCGUCAAGUUAGCGUAUCAUCAGCCCACGACCCUUCCCCCCUCCCACAUCCCUCCAUCACCUUCAUCAUUCAUCACCGUCAUUAAUUUUCUGUCAUCAUUUCCCAAUUCACCAUCAUUUCAUUCCCCGUCACUUCAGCCACAAGAACGCGCGCUAACACUGUUUUGAUAUCAUUAAUUAUCGUUUAAGACUUUUAUAAUUUUAUAGUUCAAUUGAUUUUCUCCUGGCAAACCGGCGUGGUAACAUCUAACCUGGAUUUGUGACGUGUGUCACCGGAGAGGUUUCUGUAUCUGGAACGUUUGUAAACCUAUUCUAAACUUUUAUAUUAAUGUUUAUUUGUGAGCAGUCGUCAGGCCUAUAUAGCAGUUUCGGGGUGUAGAAACGUUCUCGACUAUUGUCGGGAUAUCUGUCUUGUUGUAUGAGGGUCUGCAGUUAAGUGGCGGAGCGUUGGGAACUUUGGUUUGGACGACUUGUUACUUUAAUUUGUCCCUAGAUUCGUAAUAUCGAGGUCACGAUCUCAUCCUGGCCUCGCCGGCAGAAAGGCGGGAGGUCGGUCGCUAGUUGGACAAUUAGCAAGUAUAUUCACGUACUCUCUUAUCUUAAACAUAGGCUAGUAGAAUAUGUAUAUUUGAUGAAAUUCAUGGAUGUUCAUAAUGAGUAGAUAUCAUAGCAAGUGUUCCGCAGAUCCCGAUCUAUUUGGGCCCGGGACACUAAAUGAUAUUAGUUUUAGUCUAGCAUAGUCGCCGGCGUCGAACACCAGACACCGUGCCGAGCAACGGACGCAGAGCUGUUGGCGUCCGUCAUAGAUUAAUCAACUAUAUAUUCGAUAUUUACUAGUACAGGUUUUUCAUUUCGAGUAUAAUUUGGUUCGUCAUUUUUGGGGAAAGGUCGACGUUUGCGUCCCUCCCGACAACUGCUGACCAUCACUGCCAUUAGCCUCGGAUGUAAGAGUUAAGAUUAGGGAUAGAAUAGAAAUGAUGGUCACAACACGCGAUAUCCAACUACUUUAUAACAAUAGAUGACAUAGUUAUAUUGAGGCUAACAUUACCGAACGCCGAGGCGCCGCGUUCGCUCGCGCCCUUUGGCUUGAAUGACCGUCGACAGCUACAUCGAGCGAGCUCACCCCUACCAUGGUACUCCCGCCUCACAUCACAUCGUCACACAUCAUCGGAACUGACACAGUGAGUGCGACGGUAUUCAGAUCGUGUAUUGUAUAGUAGGCUUUAGUAGGCGCCGUACCACGAACCCGGCACUAUGUGCGAAGUGCGUUGUACGUUGUAGGUUGUACGAUGGGACAGUAAAGAAGCGAGUCAGACAUGGGCGCGUCAGUGCUCUGGUCCGCCGAGUCUAGUGAGGGCAACUACUCGAUACCAACCCUGUUCUUUAUUGUCUCACAUUUAGGCUAAUUUACAUCUAUUCUGAUUCACCUUCUCCUUAUCGAAACUCUUUUAUUUUUUUGUUUUACUGUAAGUUAGUGUUAUAUUACAAAUUAAUCGUAAAUUUAAAAGUAUAAGUGUCUAUUAUAUUACUAUAUAUGUAUUAGGAACGUAGAGAACAAUAUAAUGAUGAAUGAUUCUGUAAUUGUGGUUACUUAUAUAAUAUCGAUAUGAAAUUUUCACAUUUGUGGUUAUUCAAUUAAUGUGUCAAUAUCUUUAAUUAUAAGUAAUAUUCAUUAGAUAGUAAUGGUUCGCCAUAAUGUACCGUUUAUUAUAAUUAUACAAUUUACUGAGCUUUCAGUGGAAACAACUCUAUUUAAGAUCUUCUGUGUAACAUUCUAUGACAUUAAAGUAUAUCUAAUACAUAUAA